GUAGCCGUGGCUGGAGGAACGCAGGCGCACACCUGUUGGAUUUCUGCCUGCAUCUCGGUCUGUACAUUCCUGCACUUGGGUUGCCAGCAGGCUGGUGUCAUGAUGGCAGCGACAUCCUUGAUUUGUUCCGGGACGGUGAGCAGGGUCAGCUCCGUGCUCAACCGAGACGUGAAGCAGUUUGGGAAGAAGUUCAUGUUUGAUGGGAAUGAGGAGACUUGCUGGAACUCGGAUCAGGGUGCCACCCAGUGGUUGAUGCUGGAAUUUCCGCAGGCCGUCCGGGCAUCCCAGAUCCAGAUCCAAUUCCAGGGGGGGUUUGCAAGCCAGAAGUGUGUUGUGCAAGGCUGCCAGAACGGAGGCAAUCUUUCCCCGGUGGCGGAAUUCUACCCUGAGGAUUCCAAUUCUCUGCAACGUUUCUCCCUCGAGGAAACUCCUCUCGAUAAACUCAAGAUCACCUUUGAAAACAGCACGGAUUUCUUCGGACGGGUGAUUGUCUACCAGCUUGAUGUCCGUGGGGUGAAACUUUGACUCAGGAAGUCCUCGUGUGACUAUUUUUUAAAAAUUUGUGUGCCUUUUUCACAACAGCCAAAACCUCACAAAUCCGAUUCUGCAGUUGUUCUGCGUUGCUUCUGAAAUGGAAGUGUCUCUUUGCCCUGAUUUGCCACUUGAGGACAUCCCAUAAUU
Molecule: messenger RNA, 681 nt
Organism: Lacerta agilis (Sand lizard)
Lineage: Eukaryota; Metazoa; Chordata; Lepidosauria; Squamata; Lacertidae
Gene: NR2C2AP
Product: nuclear receptor 2C2 associated protein
Exons: 5
Coding region: 100-525 (141 amino acids)
Source: RefSeq, a predicted model, not a curated record